Molecule: messenger RNA, 2277 nt
Organism: Photinus pyralis (common eastern firefly)
Lineage: Eukaryota; Metazoa; Arthropoda; Insecta; Coleoptera; Lampyridae
Product: coiled-coil domain-containing protein 93-like
Biological process (GO): Golgi to plasma membrane transport
Source: RefSeq, a predicted model, not a curated record
AAAUAACUUCAGUAAAAAAUAAAAACGAUUCUGGAAAACAUUAUGUUUCAUUACAAUAAAUUACAAUAAAAUAAUGCAAUAUUCAUAUUCAGAGUUUCUAAUAACUUAGUUUAAAUUCGUAACACGCAUUAGCAAGGGGAUCGAACGCGAGCUCCAUAUCCCUUUUUUGCGUUCUGAAAGAAAAAAAAGAUAUUAAAUAGGGGCUUAUGAUUAAAAGAAGUAUUUUAACAAAAGGAUUUUUGUGACGCUAAUCAGUGGAAAAAAGUGAAUAGGGUUCGGAUUCAUAAAAACGACUGCCACGCCACCAAUAUGCUGUACUGCAAACUUUGAAACAACUUUGCUACUUCUGUCGCUCUAUGAUCUUGUUGCAGUGGAUUGAUGAUAUCAAGUUGGCAAACCUGCUCUUAUCGUCAAAAGUUCAAUGUCCACCCCCUUUUGACUUGUUUCACAUCUUUUACGGUUAGGUAUUUAAAACUUUUCAGAAAUUAUGUAGAAUUCCAGCGAAAAUCUCCCCAACCAUGGCCACAGUUAAUCCCGAUAUCCAUCAAAAAUUUCGUAACGUUAAAAAACCCUCCGUCAGACAAGCGGGCGAUGGAAACGAAGUGGAAGUCGAAGUACGCGAAGACGAGGAGCAGUCGGUUAAGCUUCAGGAGAUACUCGAUCUAUUGGUAGCUGCCGGAUACUUUCGGGCACGAAUUAAGGGCCUUUCACCUUUCGAUAAGAUAAUCGGCGGAAUGACUUGGUGUAUCGAAUCGUGCAGUAUUGAUGUAGAUGUCGAUCUGUUAUUCCAAGAGAAUUCCACGAUUGGACAAAAAAUAGCUUUAACUGAAAAGAUCGUCGCGGUCUUGCCAAAGCUCAAUUGCCCGCACAGAAUCGAACCGCACCAAAUUCAAGGCUUAGAUUGUGUUCACAUUUUUCCGGUUGUACAAUGGCUGGUGAAACGGUCGAUGGAAUUUCGUCAGGAAAUGUCGGCGUUUGUACGUUCCUAUGCGGUUAGUCAGUUUAGUAAGGAGUUCCAUUUAAAAAAUCGAAAUGCAGACGUCGAAAGGCAGAUUAUGAACAAUGUAAACGUAGUUAAGGAGGUGUACAAGCCGCACCGGUAUUAUAGGAGAAAGAAUGCCCCGCCCGAUGAUUUACCGUCGAAAGUACAAAUUACUUUAUUGGAGUACGGCCUGAGAGGUGAAAGGAGUGCAUCUAAGACUGAUUCGGACUCGUUUGAACAUGACCCUACUGCUAAGCUCGAUAUUCAGCAAUUAUUGCAUAACAUGGCAACAAUGAAAGAGGACGAUCCAGACCAAUUCAUAUUAAACGAAGAAGAACGUUUGGAAUUAAUUAAGCAUUAUGCAACUUUACAGUCAGAAAUGGAGGAUGGGGGUAUCAAGUCUCAAGAGGAGAAAAGAAAAGCGGUACUCGAACGGCAGAAGCAAACGAUAAUGGAACGAAACGCGAAGCUAGCCGAGGAUAUCGAAUCGCUCAAGAGUGUUGUAUCUGAAAAUAAAUUGGCAAUCGACAAUUGCGCGAGUAAACAAUUGGAAGCGGAUAAGGCGCUAAAUGAGUUAUCGCGAGAUGAGAAGGAGAAUUUUGAGAAUUUAAAAGAAGUGGAAGAUUUAGUUAUAUUAAACGAUAAUUUAAAAGCUCAAGAGGUGCAGUUCCGCGAAAAGUGCAAGCAAGAGUUGUCUAGUCUACAAAAUCGAAUCGAAGAAAGUAAAAAAACGCCAGACGAACCCGAUUCAAAGUGGCACGCCGAAUUAAAAGAUGAAAGCGACAAGGUGAAGGCGUUACGGUUGCAAUUGGCGAAGAAGAACCGCGCGGUUGUACUACUACAAAGAAAAUUAGACGAUAUUCCUAGUCGAGCCGAAUUAGCUCAGUACCAAAAGAGAUUUUUAGAAUUGUAUAAUCAAGUUGCCGCAAAGCAUAAAGAAACAAAACAAUACUAUACAUUGUAUAAUACGCUUGAAGAUACCCGUAAUUAUAUUCAACGAGAGAUUGGUCUUUUAAAUUCGAUAUGUGAUACUUAUCCCGAGGCCAUGUCUUCGAGUAGCGGUAAGAACGAAUUUUUAAAACAAAUGGAAUUCGUCGCGGACUGGUUUAAAAAUUCAAAGCAAAGGAUCGAGUCCAAGCUCGACGAGGAGAAGUCAAAGCGCGACCAACUACGCGAUACCUUACAGAAUUUAAUAGAGCAACAAAGGAAGUACGUGGUCGCUCUUAAACAGCUAAGUAUAGAAUGCAGAAAGCACGAAGCUCUCCUUUCGCAUCAACAAGCAUUUUAAAUAUUUU